AUGAAUCUUCCUCUCACCGAUCCGUCCCUUCUCGCCCAGGACAUCCCAGAGUCGCUGUCUGCGCGCCUGCGCAGCUCCGGACAGGCAGUAUGCAUUCGCUUCAGUCACCAAGGCGACCUGCUUGCGUCUGGCACGUCAAAAGGCGGCAUCUCCAUCUUCGACCUCGCGACCAACGGCUGUGCACGCAAAAUCAAAGGGCAUACUCCCAAUCGCACCGUCCAGUCGCUCAGCUGGUCAGCAGACGAUCGCUACCUCCUCUCCUCCUCCAUCGACUGGAAGAUCAUCCUGUGGGAUCUCCAAGACGGCAGCCGGGUGCGAGUGUGCAACCUCGGAGCACCCGUGUACAUCGCCGAGCUCCAUCCCUCCAACCGAUUCCAGUGCGUGGCAGCGUUGUAUGAGUACAGGCCGGUAUUGGUGGAUUUGGAAGAUGAGGCACACCCAAAACAACAUCCUCUCCCGAACCUCCCCAUGCGGGCGCCGAAUGAGCAAGAGGAUGCAGCAAAAGCAGACGCAAAACAUUUCACCACAGUCGCCGCAUUUACGCCUACCGGCAGUCAUGUCGUUACAGGCACCACGAAAGGCUGGCUGAAUAUCAUCUCGACCACCACCCGCGAAACAAUUUACAGUCUCCGCCUGUGCAGCAAACCUAUCCUGCUCAUUCGCCUGAGCGCAUCUGGUCGUGAUCUUCUCGUCAACGCAUCCGACACCAUCAUUCGGACCAUCAAACUCCCCGAUCUUACCUCUCCCAACCUGAAACCCGACAGCAUCAAUCUGGAAGUUGAGCACAAGUUUCAAGAUGUUGUGAAUCGACUAUCGUGGAACCACGUCGCCUUUUCUAGUAAUGCAGACCACGUCAUGGCAUCUACAUUGAUGAAUCACGACAUCUACAUCUGGGAGCGGGGGCACGGCAGCUUGGUCAAGAUUUUGGAAGGUCCAAAGGAGGAGCUGGGCGCAGUGGAAUGGCAUCCAAGCAAACCGCUCGUGGCAGCCACCGGUGUGGAGAGCGGUAAGAUUUUCAUCUGGACUAUCAAUACGCCCCAACGCUGGUCAGCGCUUGCUCCGGACUUUGUGGAGGUGGAGGAGAACGAGGAGUACGUUGAGCACGAAGACGAAUUCGACAUCCAUCCAAUUGAAGAGCUGAAGCGAAAGCGGCUGGAUCAGGAAGAUGAGGAAGUCGAUGUCUUGACUGUGGAUGAGGAGCAAAUGCAGCGAGAGAAGAUGGGCAACAUGCGGAACAAGGAUGAUGAAUUUCGCAUGCCGGUGUUGCUGGACAUGGGUGAGAGCGAUAGCGAGGACGAAAUUGUCGCAAUCGGCACCGGUCAGUUCAGGCGCAAAAGCACAGCAAGAGAAGAGAGUGAGUUCCUCGAUGGGGAGGUGGAAGACGGAGAUGCGGUGGAGACCAACGGCCACAAUGGGAACAAAAGAAGACGAGAAGAAUGA
Messenger RNA from Neohortaea acidophila, 1440 nucleotides. Its product is annotated as COMPASS, Set1C complex protein. Lineage: Eukaryota; Fungi; Ascomycota; Dothideomycetes; Mycosphaerellales; Teratosphaeriaceae. Gene Ontology annotation, molecular function: protein binding. The record is from RefSeq and is a predicted model, not a curated record. The transcript is spliced from 2 exons. Gene Ontology annotation, cellular component: Set1C/COMPASS complex. The coding region runs from base 1 to 1440 and encodes 479 amino acids.